CGGGCGUUUCCGUCGCUGUGAGUUCGGUUUUACAUGUUCUGUCUUCCCUGACACCUUCUGUCUGCAGGAAGCGCCGCGAGCGUUUCUCCUCCCGCCAUGUCUCACAGCAACAACCCGCGCAGGCGCCCGCCUUCUGACUCCGAUCUCAGACCUGGUCCAAGACGGUUCGGCUCCACAGACCACCGCCACGCUUCAUCAUCAGAACGUGGCGGCCCGCGCGGCUCCUCGGACCGCCUCCACGCCUCGCCAUCGGACUUUUCCAGGCCCCCCAGGGAGUCCCCGUCCUCCAGGGGUGCUCCGUGGUCGCAGGACGGCGCGCUCGGCGUCCUGAGCAGCUGUGGGCUGGAGCCCGCCGAUCUGGCUCUGCUGGCCGAGCUCCCCGAAGAGGUCCUCACCGUGGAGUCCCUGCCCCAGGUCCUGAGGCAGAUCAAAGGAAAGAGGGUCCCCGUCCCCGUGAAAGGAAAGAGGGGAACCAUCAAACCUUUCCCUUCCACUGCUCCGUCUCUUCGCCUCCCCUCUUCCUCAUACCCCCUCAGCUCUUCCCGUCUCCCUGCUGUCAACCCCUCCCCCUCCUCCUCCUCCUCCACUGUUGCCGCCGGCAAUUGGCUCCCCCCCAGGAGCCAUCUGCCCCUCUACCCGCCGGACCCGGCAACACCCGGCCCGGUGUCGUUGGAGCUGGACCACUGGGCGAAUCCCAGGAGAACAGACCCGCCAUGGUUGUUGUCUUCCUCCAGCUACGUGGUGGACUUCCAACAGAGACCCGGAUCCUACGGGUACGGCCAGACGGUUAGAGACUACAGUCCGGUUUCCCCUCAAGACUGCCAACACAGAACUGGAGACUCUGAUUUUAACAAGACAGGUAAAGAUGCCGCUCCGGUGUUGGUUCUAGACUACAACUUUGGCUCGGUUGCUUCUGAGUUUGGCCAAACCGGCAGAGACUACAGUUCAGUUUCCUCUCGAGAUUACAAUCCUAGACCAGGAUCCUCUGACCUCAGCAAGAAGGGUAAAGACCCCACUCCAGUUUCCCUUCUAGACUUCAACUUUACCCCGGUUCUCCCUGAUUUUGGCCACUCCAGCAGAGUUUCCUCUCAGAACCUCCAGCACAGACCGGGCCCCUUUGAGUACGGCCACAUGGGCAGAGACAGCGCUCCAGUUCCCCUUCUGAACUUCAACUUUAGUCCUGGAUCCUCUGAUUAUGGUAAGACAGGCAGAGACGCCGGCCCAGUUUCCUCUCAGGACCAAAAUCUUAGACCAGGACUCUCUGAGUACAUAAAAACUGGUUCAGACAGGGCUCCAGGAUCCUUUCUGGACUACGACCACAGACCGGGGCGGUCUGAUUAUGUCCCAGAUGCCGGUGCAGUUUCCUCUCAGGGUCCCCCCUCUUUCAGCUCAGCAGCAGGGCGAAAGAAGAGAACUCGUCCUUCCCGUUUCUCUCAGCCGGGCCCGGCUCUGCCUCCUGUAGACCAGCGUCCGAAACCCCUCUUUGAGUCUUCUUCCAUCCGGAGCGGGGGCAGUAGCAGCCACACCGCCGCCGCCCCCCUGCCCUCCAAGAAAGAAGCCCUGGACUUCCACGGGGUGUCUCCGCCGACGUUCCCGUACUCGUGCUGUCUGUGUGAUAUAACUGUGAUGUCCAAGAAGGUGAGUCCCCCGUCCCGCGCCUGGAACCCGCUCUCUGAACAGAGUCUGAUGGGGGGGGGGGGUGGGGGGCUGCAGCUGUCACGAGCAAGUCCAGGGAGACCGGUUUGUUCAUGGUGCUUGUUGUUGUUUUGUUCCAGGUGUGGCAGAUCCAUAUCAACGGGCCUCACCAUGCAGACGGACAGCUCAACCUGCUGCAGAAGUGUCCCGGCUGGGACUGUCGCCUGGAGACGAUCAGCAGGUCAGAAUACAUUAUUAUUAUUAUUAUUAUUAUUAUUAUUAUUAUUAUUAUUAUUAUUAUUUUUAUUAUUAAUAAAGAGAUGCUCAGAUUACAGUUCAUUAUCUUAAAUACUAUUCUCUCAUUUAUGCGUUGACAGCCAAUCGGAGCAGAGUAAGAAUGAAGAGAAGCCUGCCCAACCGCCCCAGGCAGCCAAUCAGAGCGCUAAGCAACAGACACACAAAAAACCCCAAAAGAAGGAGGCAGAGAAAGGUAAAGUGGUGUGUGUGAAGUUCCCGGCUCAGUGUGUGGACCAGGCCUACCUGAGGACGGUGGUGGAGCCGUUCGGGAAGAUCGCCAAGAUCCUCUUGUUCCCCUCGCUAG
Etheostoma cragini (Arkansas darter) is the source of this 2236-nucleotide messenger RNA. RefSeq lists its product as uncharacterized. NCBI's taxonomy places the organism in Eukaryota, Metazoa, Chordata, Actinopteri, Perciformes, Percidae. The coding region runs from base 97 to 1983 and encodes 628 amino acids. The transcript has 4 exons. The record is from RefSeq and is a predicted model, not a curated record.